AUGAAGGAGUUCAUGUGUGGAGCGUUGAUAGACGAUGCUGACAUGAGGCCAUACUCAAUUAACUGGGUACAGACACAAAUGAACGAGACAUUGGAUUCAGUCACUGGUACAACACCCGCUCACUAUUUCAGGGGCCGUUAUAGAGAACUACAAGUGCCUUUCAACAAGGGUUCUCAGGAAGAUCAUGUGUUGCCAUGGUUAGAGAAGAUGCGUCGUACCAGAAAUGUUGUUUUUCCUUGCUUGAGAGAGAUGAAGGAUAUCGCACUCAAGAAGAGACAAAAACGAUGGAAUAAUUCGAAGAAGAUAGUCGAGUUUGAGGUGGGCGAUAAAGUCAACAUCAUUGCUCGCAACUCCGACACAAUUGUGCUUACGGCUAAAUGCAUUGGAUCAUUCAAGAUUUCAGUGGCCGAUAAGAAGAGAGGAACUUACGAAGUUAACAAUGUUGACGGUUCAAGUUCUCUUAACAUCGGAUCACAUCGAAUUCCGACGACAGAAACCAUCCUUCGUCGCACACGUGAAGCUACUACACAUCUUAUGUCUUACGAGAUCAAGAAAACUCUUGGGAAGUACAAACAUGAGGACAUGACUUGCUAUACAACGGAGUUUACAGAUGGCGUACAAUACGAUCUACCCCCAUCGGCAUUCGAUGAUCCAGACGUAUUGAAGGCUUUUAAUAAGAAGAUUCACAAACGCCUACAUAACAACAAGGCAGAUGCAGUGGCUAUCAUACCUACAAACAAACGUCCUGAUGUACUUAAAGUAUAUCCGCUGACAUCAUCCAUUCCAAGUUUCAAAGACCAUGAAAUAUACGUACCCCCUAAAGGCACUAAGAAACGUCCCAUCCACCAUCGGGGACCUCAAGGACCUAAACCCAAACGUAAUAGAGUAACCGAGUAA
Sphaeroforma arctica JP610 is the source of this 897-nucleotide messenger RNA. RefSeq lists its product as hypothetical. Lineage: Eukaryota; Ichthyosporea; Ichthyophonida. The transcript has a single exon. The record is from RefSeq and is a predicted model, not a curated record. The coding region runs from base 1 to 897 and encodes 298 amino acids.